UUGUGGCCCGCCCGGUCGCGGAAGAACAUGUGCCAUUCCUCGUGGUUCUUCUGGAGGAGCCGGUUGGCUUCCUGGAUCGAGGCGCGGUCCACGGCCGCGUCGCCCAGGAGGCCGACGUGCUCGUCCGACAGGCCGAUCCGCGAGUUCAACGUGACGGUUUCGGUUGCGGUGGAGCCCAUGGUUGGUCGUUGCUGUUUUAGCUUUUGGUUUGGGUUUGACUGGAUGUCGAGUGGUCCUGUUGCUCCUGAUGCGGGCUAUAUACAUGAUCAACCCUAACCGGGACAAUGGAAAUCGGGAAGCGGACUGCGACGCCCGGACCCCGAACCCCCUUGCAAUCCACCCGAACCCAUCACCCCAUAUAUUCGGGGCAUUUAGCACGCCCUGCUGGGUUCGCAAUGAGCGGACCCUGCGUGACACACAUCACCAGAAAUCGCUACGAUGACUGCGACUGCAACAACAGAAACAGAGGGCCUCCCGCCCAGCCGGUAUCUCUGCCUGACCAUCCUGGGCUAUCGCAAGCCCGGCAUGAGCGAGGAGGCCUACCGGCGACAUAUGAUCCAGGUCUCGGCGCCCCUGACAAAAGACCUCAUGGUCAAAUACGGAGUCAAGCGGUGGACGGUGAUCCACAAUCCGACGCAGACGCGCCUCUUGAUGAACCGGAUCUAUGAUCGCCAGAUGGCCAACAUCGCCGACUAUGAUUGCUUCAGUCAGGUGGUGUUCGAGAGCGUGGAGCACUACAAGAAGAUGAAAGAGGAUCCGUACUACAAGGAGCAUCUUUUUGGGGAUCAUGAGCACUUUGCGGAUACGCGACGCAGCCAAAUGACGAUCGGGUGGAUCGAGGAAUGGAUCAAUGAUGGUACCGUGCGAGAGGGAUUGGAGUUUCCCAGUGAUGCCCAGCGGGGAGCGCCGGGGAUUGUGUCGGCAUCGGGCCUGGCCAUGAUGACUGUGUUUCUGGGCGCGUUUAUCUUUCUUUCGAGAUAGCUUGGAUCGAACUACGCCUCGACGAAAGUUUAUGUAUGUGCAGAGAUACCGGAUUUGCAGACUGUGUAG
Aspergillus aculeatinus CBS 121060 is the source of this 1050-nucleotide messenger RNA. It is a transcript of the gene tpcK, whose product is annotated as decarboxylase tpcK. The transcript is spliced from 3 exons. NCBI's taxonomy places the organism in Eukaryota, Fungi, Ascomycota, Eurotiomycetes, Eurotiales, Aspergillaceae. Bases 439 to 981 code for a protein of 180 amino acids. Gene Ontology annotation, molecular function: oxidoreductase activity. The record is from RefSeq and is a predicted model, not a curated record.